Schistosoma spindalis is the source of this 1593-nucleotide messenger RNA. The record is from the annotation of a GenBank genome assembly. NCBI's taxonomy places the organism in Eukaryota, Metazoa, Platyhelminthes, Trematoda, Strigeidida, Schistosomatidae.
AUGUAUUCAAUACCUGUAGAAAUAUUAUAUCGAAUUUAUAAUGAACUUGAUAUAAAUGAUUUAGAAAAUUGUUCACUUGUUUGUAAACAAUGGAAUAUAUUAAUUAAUGAUAUUUAUUUAUGGUUACCAAAAUGUUAUAAAAAAUUACAAAAAUUUAAUUGGAUUGAUUCAAAUUUAUUAAAUUUAUUAAAAUUAUGUGGAAUAUAUGAUAUAAAUAUAUUUAUUAAAAAACAAACAGUCAAAUCAAAUAAACAAUUACAUUAUAAAUCAGGUUAUUAUAUGAGAAAAUUAUUUUACUACUUACAACUACUAUCAAAUGAUUGUUAUAAUAAUAAUAAUGAUCUAAAUCAUAUUAAUAUACAUCAUAAUGAAAAUAAUAUAGAUUAUUAUAAAUGUGUUAUGAUUGGUCCUGGUAUAGAUUCAUCAAUUAUAAAUCGUUAUAUAAUUAAUCAUAUAUUGAAUUGGUCUAUAUUAGAUCAAUUACCAGAUGAUUUUAUUAUUCCUAAUUCUUAUUUAGGUAUAAAAAGUAAUUUAAUUGGAAAAAAUAUAAUGAUACAAUUACCUAAAUUAAAUAAUUAUUCAUUAAAUACUUUAAUUAAAAUGACUUGUAUUAUUCCACAAAAUGGUGAAUUAUUACAAGAUAAAAAUAGAAUAUCUGGAAAAUAUUUACUUAAUAAUGAAGAAAAUAAUUGUACUAUUGAUAAAAUUAAUUUUUUACCAGAGAUUAGUAUUUUGUUAAAAGAUUGUCAUCUUAUACUAUAUAUACUUGAUAUAAGAAAAUCAAUAGUUAAUGAUUUAAACUGGGAACAAAUUACUAAAGAAAUUAUAAUAAUAUUAAAUGAUUUAAAUAUUUAUCAAAGUUUAUUAAUUAUUGGAGCAGGUAAUGAAAAUGGUAAGGAGGAAUGUAUCACGCUUGUAGAUCUUGUGAGUAAAUUACAAUGUAUUCUAUUUAAGAAUUCUACCUUGGACAAUUUAGGAGAACAGUUGAUAUUAAAGAUCUCUAAUGCUCAAUGGAGAGUAUGGUUAACAACUUCCAAUGGAAUGGAUUAUGAUAAUUUAGCAAAAAUGAUCAACUGGGGUUUGUACAGAAGCAAUGAUAAUAACAACAUCAAAGUUUAAUUAUUUCAACUUCGAAUGAUAAUUUUAAUUAAUAAAUGUUUUUUACAUCGUUCGUUUCCUUAAUUUUAAAAGGAAUAGAUAGAAUGAUGCUCAUUGUAUAAAAGUACAUUUCAACAGAUCCAGUAGUUCAUAGUAUAUGUGCUGAAAAUAACUAUUCGUUACCAUGGCUAUUUUAAAUGACAAUCUUCCUUUAUUCAAAUUCAUUAUUAUUAAUAUUUAUGGAAACUGUUUACUCAUUUGGAUUCAAUCUAUAUUAUCUUUCCAAUACCUUUCUUUUAUGUAAUUAUUCUUUCUGUCUUCUUAUUCACAAUAUUUUUAAAAAUUUAAAACGUAUCAGGCUAGUGUGAUUGAAUUGUAACUAUGGAAAUAAAUAAUCAGAUAACUUUCAUUUCAUUAUUUACUAAUGAUUAAUUGAUUACUCCGCAUACCUUGUAAAUUUAAUCAAAUGGAAUAAAAUAAAUGAAAUUUAUUCAC